This is a messenger RNA of Necator americanus (New World hookworm), 1119 nucleotides long. RefSeq lists its product as uncharacterized. The coding region runs from base 1 to 1119 and encodes 372 amino acids. The transcript has a single exon. The record is from RefSeq and is a predicted model, not a curated record. Lineage: Eukaryota; Metazoa; Nematoda; Chromadorea; Rhabditida; Ancylostomatidae.
AUGGAAGGGCAACUGAUUGCAACUAUUUGCGACACCUUGUCGGAGAAAAGACUAUGGCGGGGCAACUAUUUGCAACACCUUGUCGGAGAAAAGACUAUUGCAGGGCAACUAUUUGCAACACCUUGUCGGAGAAAAGACUAUUGCAGGGCAACUAUCUGCGACACCUUGUUGGAGGAAAGACUAUGGCAGGGCAACUAUUUGCAACACCUUGUCGGAGAAAAGACUAUGGCGGGGCGACUAUUUGCGACACCUUGUCGGAGAAAAGACUAUAGCGGUGCAACUAUUUGCGACACCUUGUCGGAGAAAAGACUAUGGCAGGGCAACUAUUUGCGACACCUUGUCGGAGAGGAAAGACUAUGGCGGGGCAACUAUUUGCGACACCUUGUCGGAGGAAAGACUAUGGCGGGGCAACUAUUUGCAACACCUUGUCGGAGAAAAGACUAUGGCGGGGCAACUAUUUGCGACACCUUGUCGGAGAAAAGACUAUGGCGGGGCGACUAUUUGAUGGACACCUUGUCGGAGGGAAGAAAGACUAUGGCUGGGCAACUAUUUGCCACACCUUGUCGGAGAAAAGACUAUGGCGGGGCGACUAUUUGCAACACCUUGUCGGAGAAAAGACUAUGGCGGGGCGACUAUUUGCGACACUUUGUCGGAGAAAAGACUAUAGGGGGGGCAACUAUUUGCAACACCUUGUCGGAGGAAAGACUAUGGCGGGGCAACUAUUUGCGACACCUUGUCGGAGGAAAGACUAUGGCGGGGCAACUAUUUGCAACACCUUGUCGGAGAAAAGACUAUGGCGGGGCGACUAUUUGCGACACCUUGUCGGAGAAAAGACUAUGGCGGGGCAACUAUUUGCAACACCUUGUCGGAGAAAAGACUAUGGCGGGGCAACUAUUUGCGACACCUUGUCGGAGGAAAGACUAUGGCGGGGCAACUAUUUGCAACACCUUGUCGGAGAAAAGACUAUGGCGGGGCGACUAUUUGCGACACCUUGCCGCGGGACAGAGGAUGGAAGGUGAAGUCAAAGGCACGGGGUGGCAACUAUUUGCGACACCUUGUCGGAGAAAAGACUGUGGCGGGGCAACUAUUUGCGACACCUUGUUGGAGGAAAGACUAUAG